CCUCGGACAGUGGUAGGGAGAGGUGUUGCGGACAAGGUUCUCCCCUGCUUUGAGUUAAACUUGUUUGAUGUAUUUUCUCACAAGUCCGUCAUUAUUCUCAGAGCGAUUUUUUUUCAGAACUUUGCUAUGAAAUGAAAAGAGUCGAUAUUUCGAAGAUGAAAUAACGAACGAAUCUCGAACUUACGAUAAUCACGAGGAUGAUUUUAAUGUUUAUAAUGACACUUAGAGGUACAUUGGUGACACGCAGGACGGGGUAGUGGCGCCAAGGACUUAAAACCAUCAUAGUGGAGGUAAACUGAGUCUGGAUUUGCAGUUAAACAGACACACUCCCUCCGCCAGGUCAAGAUGGCCAGCUCUACCUUAAGCCUCAUAUACAGCAACAGGCCCCAGCGAUUAACUCAGGUCGUGGCGACGAUGAUCGUUGCUCUAGGACCUCUGGCAACGGGUCUGGGUAAGGGCUAUUCCUCCCCCGCCCUCGCCUCCAUGCAGAUCCCACCCUCCAUCAACAACACCCAACCCCACGACUUCACCAUCACGCCCGAGCAAGGUUCCUGGAUCGCGUCUCUCUCUCUUCUGGGGGCCUUCUUCGGCGGCAUUCCAGGUGGUCUGGCCAUGAGGCUGGGCAGGAAGAGUGUGUUGGCCGUGGUGUCACUGCCUUUCGCUCUCUCGUGGCUCCUGACGGUGUUCGCCUCGAGUGUGUACAUGGUAUACGCCUCCUCCUUCAUGUGCGGCAUCUGGUCAGCUGUGGUGUCGCUCGUCACGCCCGUCUACAUCAGCGAGAUCGCCCAUCCUGAGAUCCGUGGCUGCCUGUGCUCCGUGGCUAAGCUUACCGCCAACAUCGGCAUGUUGCUCUCCUUUUUACUGGGCGUCUACCUAGACUGGCGUCAGCUUGCUAUGGUUGCCUCCAUCGCCCCAGCGCUGCUCUUUCUCGCGCUCAUGCUCAUUCCAGAGACGCCUAGUUACUUGUUGUACCGGGGACGUGAAGACGACGCAGCGACGUCCUUGUCUUGGCUGCGGGGAGGACUCGACGUCACACAGGAGCUGGAAACCAUGCGGGCCAACAUCGAAGCCAUGCGAAGGGACUCUGAUGUCUCAUGUUAUCGGGAGUGGCGUCGUGAUCUGAUCAAACCCGUUCUUAUCACCUGCGGACUUAUGGUUUUCCAGAAGUUCAGUGGAGCCAACGCCUUCAACUUCUACGCCGUCCCCAUCUUGACUGAAGCCUUCGUCGGUAUUAACCCCUACAGCGCCGCAGUGGUGGUGGGUCUUUUGCAGAUUCUCGCUGGGAUGGUGUCAUCUGUACUCAUCGACACCGUGGGCCGCCUCCCUCUACUGAUAGUGUCGAAUCUCCUGAUGUCCACAGCACUGGCGGGCUUUGGUACCUUCCUGUACGUCACGGGCAGCAACGGUGUCGACGCAGGGCCAGGGCCAGGCCUAGACUGGAUUCCCCUCACCUGUGCUCUGAUAUUCCAGGUGGCAUUUGCAUUAGGCAUAUCGCCAAUAGCAUGGAUCUAUAUCGGUGAGCUCUUCCCUCUCAAACACCGCGGCCUGGGAGCCAUCGCUAACUCUGUCAGUUACGCAUGUUCCUUCGCCAGCGUGAAGACCUUCGUCGACUUCCAGUUACUGCUGGGUCUGUACGGGGCCUUUUGGCUCUACGCUGGGAUCUCCCUCAUUGGCCUCGUCUUCACAGUAGUUUUAGUGCCCGAGACAAAAGGCCGCGGUCUACAGGAAAUGCAGAAGUACACGCCUCAGGAACGGUACACCCCUAUAUACAAUGAACAGUGCACACAGAACAGAUUGAUACCUUAACAAGUGUCCGUCACGUGUUGUAUGUAGUGGUAGUAUGUGUUAGAGAGACGCUAAGACAGAGGCAAGGUACAUGGCUCUGUGUGUGGUUGUUGGUGGAACCCGAGUGUAACAGAGUUAAGCUAAGUGUGAAGUGGUGAUAAAACACUGUGUGCGAGAGUGUGAGUUUACUGAACUUGAGACAAUGACAAGACUCAUUUGUGUGGUUGUGUGCGGAACUUCUGUGUACGAGAGCCGUGCUGGAAUAAAGGCCAGGGCUGGAUAAACUCUGUGUACUCGUAAGUCUGUGUAACUCGAGUGUACCGAAGCAACAGCCGAGAUAAAGGCCAGAACUCUGUUGUGUGUAAAGAGACGAUACUUGACGACCUAAGUCUGUUUCAUAUCUCGCUGAUGAGUGCGUGGUGUAGAGACAGUAGUGGGGUGUGUCUCUCACUAUCUCGCUGUGUGUGUGUGUGUGUGUGUUUAUAUAGAUGUUCAACUUUUAUAGACUCCUUGAGUUGCCAGAUAUCACUUUAUAUUGUAACUAGAAGAUGUCUUUCGUACUGAAAUUAUUUUAUUUUCUUAAACUUUUUUCCCUUCACGUAUCAAGUUUAGAUCUAUUAUUUCCGUUGGCAGGAGGCGAACAUAUACUGUAUAUAAUGUACCAAACAAUUGUCCAGUGAUGUGUAAGAUAGUUUUAAUUUAUUAGAGAAAACUCUACUAGUCUGUAUAUAGAAUGAUUCCUUUUUUCUAUUAUUUCUCUAAAUACUUUGUAACAACACUUAUUCUGAUAAUAAAACAAAAUACUCUUGUAGA
Molecule: messenger RNA, 2598 nt
Organism: Homarus americanus (American lobster)
Lineage: Eukaryota; Metazoa; Arthropoda; Malacostraca; Decapoda; Nephropidae
Product: facilitated trehalose transporter Tret1-like
Exons: 3
Coding region: 346-1806 (486 amino acids)
Biological process (GO): carbohydrate transport; transmembrane transport
Cellular component (GO): membrane
Molecular function (GO): sugar transmembrane transporter activity
Source: RefSeq, a predicted model, not a curated record